AUGGUUCUAGUAGCCAUACUUACCGCUUGCGUUAGCCUGGUCAGGAAUAUUUUACAGGCUUUUUUAUACUUUAUUAUUCCACGGCCUGCGAUUACUGAUCCUCAAGCGAAUCGAGUAAGAGACUCGCGAUUAACUGCUCAAUUUAUACAAAAAUUUGAAGAAAAAUAUGGUAACACGCACCCUGAUUUUUUUCAAGGAUCCUAUUCACAGGCUUUGGAUAGAGCAAAAAAUGAUCUUCGUUUUGCCAUGAUAAUACUGCAAGCUGACGAACAUGAUAAUACAAAAAAAUUUAAUCGUGAAACAUUAACUUCCGAUUUAUUGAUAUCAUUUCUUCGAGAAAAUGACUUUUUAGUAUGGGCCGGAAAUAUAAAAGAUCCAGAAGCAUUUCAAGUAAAUAGCAUAUUACAAGCAACAACGUACCCAUUUGUGGCUGUGAUCGUUCUUGCAACACCUCCUGGAAAUACUGGUGCGAGUCCAAGAAUGACUGUGGUUGAUCGUAUUGAAGGAUUAUUGAGUCCCGAAUUACUUAUAGCGCGAUUUACAAUCCUGAUAAGUCGAUACGGUUCUGGACUACAACGAAUUCGUAAUGAGCGUGCUGAACGAGAUGCUGCACGUGAGAUUCGUGAACAACAAGAUAGCGCUUAUCUUGCAUCGUUGCAAGCUGAUCAAGAAAAAGAACGUAAAGCACGUGAAUUAGCUGAAGCAAAGAGAUUGGCUAAUGAACGUGCAAAAAGAGAAGCAGAAGAGCGUAGGUUGUUUUUAGAAAACAAAGAAAAAUGGAAAAGAUGGGCUUUAACCCAAUUACCGAAUGAGCCUAAUCAAAAUGAAACAGAUGUUACAAGUCUAAGUUUUCGACUAUUAAAUGGAGAGAGAGUGGUAAGAAGAUUUAGAGCAGAUGAUACUGUUGAGACGAUUUAUACUUUCGUUGACACAUAUCAUAUGCGAAAGGACACAUCAUCAUCCUCAACUGUCCAUCAACCACCGAAGGAUUAUGUUCAUACUUUUGAUUUCUUGCUCGUUUCUCCAUUUCCACGAACGGUACAUCAUGUGGAUAAAUUCAAGACUAUUAAAAAUGUAAGUGGACUUUGGCCGUCUGCUAACCUCAUUGUCGAAGGUCUAACAAGUGAUGAUGAUGAUGAAUGA
Messenger RNA from Dentiscutata erythropus, 1143 nucleotides. The record is from the annotation of a GenBank genome assembly. NCBI's taxonomy places the organism in Eukaryota, Fungi, Glomeromycota, Glomeromycetes, Diversisporales, Gigasporaceae.